CAACAAUCAUCAUCUCCAUAUUUCUUCUGUUUUUUGAACGUUAUCUCUAUUUCUCAUUUAGCUUAAGGACAAAUCCUCUUUUUUGAAUUUGGGGAAUUAGGGUUUUGAAUUUUGUUUAUUCAAUCAAAUUGCAAAAAUGAAACGCAAUUGCUGUCACAUAUCAUUAGCAUUCUUGCUUAAAUUCUUCAAUUUCCUUCAAGCAUUCAUAGGAAUUUCAAUUAUAUUAUACUCAGCAUGGAUGCUUAAUCAAUGGAACCAUCGAGCUCCGCCGCCUCCAUCUCCGCCGGCGCCAAUAGCUCCGUCUCCUUAUUCUUUUGACUCUCACUCUCUUCGACCGCUUAAUCUCUUUGCUGACGUGGCUUUUCGGUUGGGUGACGAUGAUGAUGGUCUCGGUCUUGAUUUAUAUUCUGCCAAGCUUCCAGCUCCAUGGUUUAUUUAUUCGUUUAUGGGAGUGGGCGUCAUAUUGUGUAGUGUUACUCUCAUCGGUUGCAUUGCAGCUGAGGCUAUUAACGGCUGUUGCCUGUGCUUUUACACUAUACUGAAAAUAUUGCUCAUUCUGCUAGAAUCAGCAUUGGUGGCUUUUAUUGCUAUUGAUCGCCGUUGGGAGAAGGAUCUUCCUAUUGAUCCGACUGGCGAACUCGAAAGCCUUCGGUCUUUUAUUGAAGAAAAUGUGGAUAUAUGUAAAUGGGUUGGCAUUACAGUGAUCGUAAUACAGGCACUAUCUCUAUUACUUGCGAUAGUAUUGCGAGCAAUGAGUUCAACUCGUAGAUCAGAUUCAGAAUUUGAGGAUGAUUAUGAGAGUGCUAGAGGUAGGUCUUGGGAACCGCUUCUAAAUCAAUCAGGUCAAACCUCAGGGUCAGGGAUUCACUCAGACAUCUGGAGCUCACGGAUGCGAGAGAAGUACGGGCUGAACAGCGGUGACAAAACUAAUGCACUGAAUCAAAAUGUGUCAAGAGCGUGAUAUCCAGAAAUGGAGAUUUCAGAAGUCAUAUCCCCAUGAGAGAAAAGGAGUCUUAAGCUCUUUUCCUGACUUACGUAAUGUUUCUUUUCAUGGAGAUUGUGGUGUAUAUAGGUGUUCGCAUGUUUGUUAAAAUUAUGUAUGCUAACUGGGAGCAUUCUGUUAAAGGUAGAAGUGUGGUACUGUAGAUGUGUUGUUGAUAUCAUCGACGUUGAUGCAUUUAAGGAUCACUUUCCUCAUUUUCGGCGAGCAAAAACCUCUCCGAUGAAGUAGUAGUUACCAGUUGAGGCACUUGGAUGGAAAUGAUUGCAGUGUAAACGGUUAGAAGGAGUUCUUGUAAUAUCUGUGUGUUUAUUUCUAUUUUCCUCUUGCGCCUGCAAGAUCUGGAUCCUUUUCGGUUUCUGACCUGUUUUUCUGCUAAAUUAAUCUUACCUUUCUAUGAUAUUAAGUGUUUAAUUUGGUUGUUA
This is a messenger RNA of Mercurialis annua (annual mercury), 1425 nucleotides long. Its product is annotated as tetraspanin-18. Gene Ontology annotation, cellular component: membrane. The transcript has 6 exons. The record is from RefSeq and is a predicted model, not a curated record. NCBI's taxonomy places the organism in Eukaryota, Viridiplantae, Streptophyta, Magnoliopsida, Malpighiales, Euphorbiaceae. Bases 137 to 961 code for a protein of 274 amino acids.